Molecule: messenger RNA, 3134 nt
Organism: Aquila chrysaetos chrysaetos
Lineage: Eukaryota; Metazoa; Chordata; Aves; Accipitriformes; Accipitridae
Gene: PPM1D
Product: protein phosphatase, Mg2+/Mn2+ dependent 1D
Exons: 7
Coding region: 192-2240 (682 amino acids)
Biological process (GO): protein dephosphorylation
Cellular component (GO): nucleus; cytosol
Molecular function (GO): mitogen-activated protein kinase binding; cation binding; protein serine/threonine phosphatase activity
Source: RefSeq, a predicted model, not a curated record
CGGCGGGGAUUGUCGGGGGCGGGCGGCGCGGCGCCGCGGACAUGCCCGAGCGGCGCCGCCGACAUCAACAAUAGUCCGCGGCGGCGGGCGGGGAGCCAUCGCGGGCGGGGAGCGGCGGGCGCCGCCGCGCCGAGCCUUCCCCCCCACACCCCCUUACCCCCCCCCCCCCACACCCAGCCACCCACCCACCCAUGGAGGGGCCGUACUCGCUGGGGGUGAGCGUGUACUCCGACCAGGGCGGCAGGAAAUACAUGGAGGACGUGACCCAGAUCGUGGUGGAGCCCGAGCCGCCGGCCGAGGCGGAGCGCGGCCACCCGCACAAAGGCGGAGCGGCGCCCGGAGGCCCGCGGGCCGCCGAGCCCCUCGCCGAGAGCGGCCGGCGGAGGGGAGGGAGCCCGCGGGCGCCGGAGGAGGGAGCGCUGCCCCCCGGCCCCGGCUCCGGCCGGCGCCCGCGUCGCUCCGUGGCCUUCUUCGCCGUGUGCGACGGGCACGGCGGCCGGGAGGCGGCCCAGUUCGCCCGGGAGAACCUGUGGGGCUUCAUCAAGAAGCAGAAGGGCUUCGGCUCGGCGGAGCCGGCCGAGGUGUGCGCGGCCCUGCGCAAGGGCUUCAUCGCUUGCCACCGGGCCAUGUGGAAAAAACUGCGUAAGUUACAAGCGAUUGGCGCUUUCCAGCCGCCCCCGCUCCGCCGGGCCCCCGUCCCCUCGGUCCCCGCCGGGGGAGAGCAGGGCCCUGCAGCGAGGACUAAGGGGACAGCGAAUCCCCCUGCCCGCCUCCCGACCCCCGGCAUCGCCCCGAGACGCCGGUCGCUCCCUUUCCCCGUACGCUGGUAUCCCCCGAGCGUGGGACGUCCCGCUUUUAGCCGCCUUUUUCUUAACACCCACCCCACCCCGCACUAUUCAGAGUGGCCGAAGACCAUGACAGGUCUCCCAAGCACGUCGGGAACGACUGCCAGUGUGGUAAUUAUCCGUGGGUCAAAGAUGUAUGUUGCUCAUGUUGGCGAUUCGGGAGUGGUGCUGGGAGUCCAGGAUGACCCAAAAGACGACUUUGUGAGAGCUGUGGAGGUGACACAGGACCACAAGCCGGAACUUCCCAAAGAAAGGGAGAGGAUUGAAGGCCUUGGGGGCAGUGUGAUCAACAAGUCUGGCGUGAAUCGUGUUGUUUGGAAGAGACCUCGUCUGACUCACAAUGGCCCUGUGCGCCGCAGCACCGUCAUUGACCAGAUUCCCUUCCUGGCAGUUGCUAGAGCACUUGGUGAUCUUUGGAGCUACGACUUCUACAGUGGUGAAUUUGUUGUGUCUCCUGAACCUGACACUAGCGUGCACACAAUUGAUCCCCAGAAGCACAAAUAUAUUAUCCUUGGCAGUGAUGGACUGUGGAACAUGAUCCCACCUCAAGACGCUAUCUCCAUGUGCCAGGAUCACGAGGAGAAAAAAUACUUCAUGGGAGAGCACCGACAGUCUUGUGCCAAAAUGCUGGUGAACAGAGCGCUGGGCCGGUGGAGGCAACGCAUGCUUCGUGCAGAUAACACUAGUGCCAUCGUAAUCUGCAUCUCACCGUUGCAGGAUAGCAAAACCAACUUGGAAAAUGAAGAAGAAUUGUAUCUCAACUUGGCAGAGUGUCCCUGCUAUAGCAGCCCUGAUAUGAAUGUCAUGACACCCUCCCGCUGCUGUACCCCACCUGUCAAGCUUUUAGAAGAUGAUCCAUGGCCACGACUGAAUGUGUCUGAGCCUAUUCCUCCCCUCAUGCAUAGCAACAUGAUCUCAGAAAAAUAUUUAGAGCUGCCAAACGAGAUUGCCAAAAGCAAUGUACCUUCAUCAGGCGCAACCCUGAAAGAUUCAGGCCCCCAGGAGGAGAAGUGUAGCAAAGCGUUGGCUUUGAGGAUACAUGAAUCCUACAGUAAUGGUUUGUCAGUCAGUCUCUCCCCUUCCAACUCCGCAAAUUCAGGCACGGACCAAAAAGGUUUCAAGGUGUCUCCUAAUGGCCAAACAAAAGCCCAAGAUGCAGAGAGGACACCCACAGCAAACUUUAAAAGGACAUUGGAAGAAUCCAACUCUGGCCCAGCUAUGAAGAAGCCAAGACGUGGCCUGAGUCGAAACAUUAGUGUCCAACCAGAAGGCAUGUCUGCAACUCCACAGCGCAAAAACUCAAACAAGCUGACCAUGCGACGCAGCCUGCGGGGCCAGAAGAAGCUCAGCAAUUCACUCUUCCACCCGCCCAGGAAAGCAGUCUGCGUUUGCUGAAGGGCAUUUGUGUAAGGAAGUGUAUUUUGGUCUGAUUAGAAUUUUAAAGUUGGUGCAGAAGUUUGAGAAUCUUCCUGUUUAUCUUUUUUUAAAGUAGAAACUUUUUUUGGUAUCAAACAGCUUUAUCCCAGCCUUGUACUUGCUUGUAUUAUAACUGUGAAUUUUGUAGAUGUGUAGGGUAUAAGUCACUGUAAAAUGUGUGUAAAUUUGUAUUCCUUCAUAUAAAUGUAGUCUCUUUUCUUCCUUGUAUAAUUGUUACAGCGGGGCUAAACCUUGUUUUAAAAAAAAAAAAAAAAUCCUUUUUGUUAAUUUACUAAAGUCAUGAAUUUGUAUACGCUUCUUGUGAUGAGAAUUUCACAACUUUUUAACUAAAGUAAAUUAUUAAACAGAAUGGAAGAUAUGUAUUUUCGUAGUACUAUACGUUCCACCUAAAGUGUGUCUUUUAGAGAAUACACUAGGUCUAUAUUUUGGUUUUAAAUUUUAGAUUUCUCUACUCAGAAAUGAAAUGUAUGUGGAAGCAGAGAUGUUGAGUCUUGCUUUACACAGCUCAAUGUCAAUUUCUUUAUGUUAAUUAAAAUACUAUGCAGUAUCUUAUUUAGUUGUAUUUUUUGUAACAUUAAUCGUCAAAGUAUUUAGCAAAAAAAAGUGUGUGUUUUAAAACUCCAACUCCCAAAAGCAUCCUAUAAAGCCAUUCCCAUCCCCUGUUAUAUAAAUGAUGGCAUUUUUAUCCAGGCAUAAAUGUAUGCCCUACGGAGGCAUGAAUUUUCUGCUAUUCCAAUACUGAUGGUGCUGCUAAUACCUUUCAACAUAAGUUCUUAAAUUAUUUUAUGACUAUUUUAAUUGAGUAUGUGGACCAUGUGUAUGUUCACCUAAAUAAAACAUGUGAAAAUCUGA